AGUAGUAACGCGAUCGGCGCGACUUUUGCAAACUCCCAUUCAGUAACACGUGGUCUGCAGCAUGGCAUCGUUACAGUUUGAUGACAAAAACGUACCGUAUCUCGACCUCGGCGACGGCUAUCGGAUCGCACUGGAAGGUGACGAGUACACGGAUGCGAAGGCAAAGGAAAAGGCCGCCCGGGAGUUGCGCGAAACGCCGGACGUGGUGGAGAAGUCGAUGGAAGAAUUGCGCGCCCUGCUGCAAGACGAAAAGACACUCUACGUGCCGAUGGAUAAUGAUCCGUUCAUGAUAAAAUUCCUGCGCCCAUGCAAAUACUACGCACAAAGUGCCUUCGAGCUGAUCAAACGCUACUAUCGCUUCCGCAGCAAACAUCCGGACCUGUGCGAUGAGCUGUACCCCGUAUCGGUGAAGCAUGUCUACGAGGAAGGGUUGGUCCAUUUUCUACCGCUGCGUGAUCAGCACGGUUCCCGCAUUUUGGUGCUCGAGUGUGGCAAGAAAUGGAAGCCAGCGAAGGUGUCCCUUACCGAUCUGUUCCGCGCGGUACAGAUCGCCCUGGAAGCGGGCAUGUAUGAGCCGCGCACACAGCUGAACGGUGCCAUCGUCAUACUGGACAUGGAAGGACUGUCGCUGUCACAAAUUAUGCAGUUUACGCCCAAGUUCGCGGCGAUGGCACUCGACUGGAUCCAGCAGUGUACGGCGAUGCGCCUCAAGUCGGUACACAUCGUGAACAAUUCGUAUCUGUUCAAUAUGCUGUUUGCCAUCUUCAAACCGUUCUUGACGGAAAAGCUACGCAAGCGGCUAUUCUUCCACCAAAAGGAUUGGAACUCACUGAUGUCACACAUCGAUGCCAAAUGCUUGCGCCCCAAGUACGGUGGAACGCUGGAAUGUCUGGAAACGGACGGAAAGCUUCUCGGUGAAAUGUUUGAGCUGUACCACAAAGAAUUUGAACUUGCCAACUCCUUCGGUUACCUCCGGAAACAGGACUAGCGUACCAGAGAUGAACACUUAACGAGCUAGUAUUUAAGCCUAAACACGGGGAAAGAUUGUGAUAUCAAGCAUCGAAUGACAAUCUAGUUCUUGAUGUAGAUGUACUCGUUGCAAACGAGCCUACUUGUAGCCGGGAUCUAAAUGGGAAUUUCGUUGGGAUUGUUUGAGUGUGUGUACUUAUAUUCGGUUUUAGUUUAGCGUAAUGCUAGGAGUGCGUCGAUUAAAGCCAUUCAAUAACAGUGCAAUAUCAAAAAGUCGAUGGCUUAACUCAAAUAAAAACAAUAUUAUUUGAC
Anopheles moucheti is the source of this 1281-nucleotide messenger RNA. Its product is annotated as alpha-tocopherol transfer protein-like. The record is from RefSeq and is a predicted model, not a curated record. The transcript is spliced from 6 exons. NCBI's taxonomy places the organism in Eukaryota, Metazoa, Arthropoda, Insecta, Diptera, Culicidae. The coding region runs from base 62 to 988 and encodes 308 amino acids. Gene Ontology annotation, cellular component: membrane. Gene Ontology annotation, molecular function: phosphatidylinositol bisphosphate binding.